UUGCGAGACUAUAAAUAGACACCCCCCAGCAGUGCAUACAUAAAAUUUUGCGUCGGCAUAUUUCCAUUUGCAAUCACUGCGUAGUCAGUGUUACCGAGAAAAUUCAGGCAUCUCAUGCAAACCCCAGUUCAACUCAGCAGUCAAAAUGAACGCUGGGGGAUAUGAUGAGGAGCUGAUAGAGUUUAUAAACCUCAGCACUACGGAGAAGGAUGUACUAACCUGCAAUGUGUGCUGGAAUGUUGUUCGGAAAGCAGUUCGAUGUGGAGAAUGUGAGAAAUAUUUCUGUGGCGGUUGCAUCCAUAACUGGAACAAGGAGGGACGGAACAGUUGCCCAACUUGCCGAAAAUCUAUGACCAGGAACUUCGGACCUGACCUUGAAGUGGACGCUAGGCUAGAGAGAGAGGGUGUUAGGUGUAAGAAGUGCCCUUGGAACGGGCUGCUGGUCCAGUGGGGCGAUCAUCGGUGCUGUGAAGGACACAGGCCUCAAUCUAGCAGUAAUAACGUAGACGUGGUUGGAGAACUGUACGGAACGCUUUCCUCCGGGGACCAAGUGCUGAGUGAAGAAGAAGAAGAAAUGAUGAACAUUCUCCUAACAGCUGGCAUCGUGACUGGAGAUGAUCUUCAUUCUCCGAAUGGUCAGCGUCGACCUGUGCCCGAGUUGCGGGAAAUUCUUCAGGCCGCAAUGAGGCGCCGUUACAGACAUCUUCCGCCCCUCCUACACCGUCCGGGAUUACGACGUUUAAUACUGCUUUCCACCAGACCACACAAUCGGAGAGCCCCUUUCCCGGAACAAGGUCCCUCAAAUGGAGGGGCACAUGGUGAUUCCUUGACAACGGAAGAAUCCGAGAUUCUUGAUGCUCUUCUUACGUCCGGAGUACUUACGUCCGAGGACCUUGCCGUAGCUGAGAGUCAGAACAUAUCUAGGAAGCAGUUGCUUAGAAGGUUUAUCAAGGAACAACAACAAGCCUAUACAUGUGCCACGCCCCACAGAGAAAGACGGCGCCAUAGACACCCCCUGCUUUUAAUUUUCGGUCCCGGUGCAGCGCAUGCUGGUUUACGUAGACAGUUUGUUCCUACAGAUAAUUUGGAUGAUGAAGUUGCCCCACACCAUUUCGUCCGUCUUACUGGCCACCGCUUCCCCGAUGAACUAGUGGCUCCCCAUCAUCACCAUACUGACCACGAAUUUCCGUUAAAUGGGGCUAGUAGUGCUUUGCUCGGAUUGAACGGGAAUCAGCGUGGCCAUGUCGGUUUGGAUAUGAAUAACACUGAGGAAGAGUCAGAAGAAUCGGAUCCAGCAUUGCCUGCUGAUGGCUGCUCCAUUACAUGAAUGGCACGGGAAAUUACUUGACAGCCCGACUCGAAGGAAAGACGUACUUUGAUUGUGUAAUUUAUGUUGCACCGGGGCUUGUGUAUGUACAUGUUCUAAAUAAGUAUGUUAUGUGAUAUGUUACUAAAAAGUUUGUCUAAUUAAGUUGAGGGCAAGCACAAAUGAAGUCCUGUCACAAAUUUGAAAAUUUGUAUAUUAUAUAUAGGCUAUUUAUUAAGUCUCAAGUUAACUGUUUUUUUUUCAUUAGCAUGUAGGAUAGGCAUUUCAGAUCUACUGUAUGAAAAUAUUUAUGUUGCAAUCAUGGUGACAGGAUAAUCAAUUGAAUCUGAACAUUUUCCUUGAAAUUUUAUUUAAAAUAGUUUGAUCUCAGAAGUAUAUUUAUGAACAAACAUUACAAGGUUUUUUUAAUGUUCUAAUCGAAAUUGUAUAGCUAAAAAGUACACGAAAAGCGUUCUUGAAAAUCCCUAUAUUUUUCCUCUGGCGGAAGAAAAACGAAAUAUGAUUUAUAAAGAAGUUUUAAUUAAAAUAUCCUCAUUACAAGCUGUGUUUCAUUUCCUAUCAAAGCAAGUUCUAAGCGUUCCUGAUCAGUGAUAAAUGUUACUGUUUUACAUUUCAAAUAGAUAGUUGUAUUUGUUGUAUAGCUUAAAUGCCCAUAUGCAUCUAUGUAUGUUCCAAUACGUAAAACAAUGAAGUGAAAAUUAGAUCAAAUGAAAUUUCUUUGCAUUAAAUUUUUCAAAAUGGAAA
This is a messenger RNA of Lingula anatina, 2071 nucleotides long. RefSeq lists its product as uncharacterized. Gene Ontology annotation, molecular function: ubiquitin protein ligase activity; metal ion binding. Gene Ontology annotation, biological process: protein polyubiquitination; ubiquitin-dependent protein catabolic process. The record is from RefSeq and is a predicted model, not a curated record. NCBI's taxonomy places the organism in Eukaryota, Metazoa, Brachiopoda, Lingulata, Lingulida, Lingulidae.